Messenger RNA from Octodon degus (degu), 892 nucleotides. It is a transcript of the gene Cited1, whose product is annotated as Cbp/p300 interacting transactivator with Glu/Asp rich carboxy-terminal domain 1. Lineage: Eukaryota; Metazoa; Chordata; Mammalia; Rodentia; Octodontidae. The coding region runs from base 225 to 809 and encodes 194 amino acids. Gene Ontology annotation, cellular component: nucleus. The record is from RefSeq and is a predicted model, not a curated record. The transcript has 3 exons. Gene Ontology annotation, biological process: melanocyte differentiation; regulation of DNA-templated transcription.
UAAAAAUGUCCCCAGCAGCACCGCGGCAGAAGGGGCUCCGCUGAGCUCAGGAGAGGAGGCGUGUUCCGCCCGGCCGCCCUCCCACAGCGCGUCGACCCUGGGCCGCUCCUGGCGGAGGGGAAGAGAACAGAGGAAGGCACCACACUCCGCAGGCCCUCCGGCAACAGCUCCAGCUGACAGCGUCACCUCCCUCCAGCUUAUCCCUCUUCUGCCAAGACUCUGAAAUGCCAACUAUGUCGAGGCCUGCACUGGAUGUCAAGGGCGGCACCUCCCCCGUGAAGGAGGAUGCCAAUCCGGAGAUGAAUGCUCUGGCCUACUCUAACCUAGGGGUGAAAGAUCGAAAAGCAGUGGCCAUUCUACACUACCCUGGGGUGGCCUCCAAUGGAACCAAGGCCAGCGGGGUUUCCACUAGCACCUCGGAAUCCCCAUCUCCAAUAAGCUCUCCUACUGCCACCCCUCCCACUAAGCCCCCACCCUUCAACCUGCACCCCACCCCUCACCUGCUGGCUAGUAUGCAGCUGCAGAAACUUAAUAGCCAGUAUCAUGGGAUGGCUGCUGCUGCUCCCAACCAGUCUGGGGAAGCCGGGCCUCUGCAAAACUGGGGCUUUGGAGCACAGGUGGGAGGAGUGGGGACCCUUUCUCCUGCUGGUGCCCAGAGCCCUGCUAUAAUCGAUUCUGACCCAGUGGAUGAGGAAGUGCUGAUGUCGCUGGUGGUGGAACUGGGACUGGACCGAGCCAAUGAGCUUCCGGAGCUGUGGCUGGGGCAGAACGAGUUUGACUUCACCGCGGACUUUCCGUCUGGCUGCUGAUGCCAAGUACCCAUAAAGAUGGAGGAAUAAAGCCACCAAUUCUGUUGUAAAUAAAAAUAAAAGUUACUUGCAAAGAGACAGGC